Paramuricea clavata is the source of this 2772-nucleotide messenger RNA. NCBI's taxonomy places the organism in Eukaryota, Metazoa, Cnidaria, Anthozoa, Malacalcyonacea, Plexauridae. The record is from the annotation of a GenBank genome assembly.
UUGGCUGAUCUCCAUGGCCAUCCAAAGCCCGUUUUGCAUCGUGAUUUGAAACCAUCCAAUAUCUUGCGAGACAUCGACGGUAAUUGGUUGCUGGCCGAUUUUGGAAUCAGUCGAAUCUUAACGACAGGUGCCACUACCCAUCCAAGUGAGCAAAGGGGAACGGAUGAUUGGAGAGCCAUUGAAUCUUCAUAUCAUUCGAAUUGCAUGACUGACAAUAGCGAAGUACGUUAUAAGAAAGAAUCCGAUAUUCAGGUAGGAUUUCGUUUGUGUUAAACACGAGUUAGAGUAAAUAAUAAGUAUAGAUUUUUCGUUGCUUUCCAAAGAAAGUGACAGAACUCCGACGAGUACUAGGGGGCUUACUCAUAGAAAAUUAAUGAAUGUAGACUGCGUACUUAAGCACGACUGGACAACUUGCAUGUUAGAUUAAAUUUUAAUCUACGUAAAGAGAAGGAAAUCAAACACCACUGCUAAAAAAGAACAUAAUGAAAUUAGCAAAAUUGCAAAAUGUUGUAAAGCCUGGAAAAUAAAGCCAUGCAAAGUUUUGAAAUUUUGUAUAUGUUUCUAUUACGUGCGGAAAUUGUUACCAUUUUCGGCUCAAAAAUGGUAACAAUUUCCGCACGUAAUACAAACAUAUACAAAAUAUGCAAACUUCGCAAGGCUAUAUUUUCCGUACUUUUCAACAUUUCGUAACCAAAUUUUGCAAUUUUAGUAAAUUUAGUAAGUUCUUCACGGGAAUUUACUUUUUUUUUUGCCUAAUUCAAAAAUUAGUCUAACAUGCAAGUUGUCUAUUAUGUUUCCAUUUUUAGCAAUGAGAGUACUUAUAAAUCCGCCAUAUUGAAUUCGACUAAGAGUGCACUAACACUAACAUCGCAACCAAAUAAACAAAUUCCCUAGUAAAGCUGAUAUUUAACCAAAAUUAUUUUAAUCUUUCUAAAGCUGAAAUAAACAAUACAUUUUCCUCAACAAAGUUUAGAAAAACCAAGUUAUAUAAUUGAAAAACGUAAUUUUCACAGUCUUUGAAAAUACUGACAUCAGUAACAUUUUUUAAAACUCUGUCAGCAAGGUGUCGGAUCAAUUUUUCAGGAACAUAAAUUUGGGGCUGUUUUAUGCUGUGCGGUGACAAUUUUCAGGGAACAUGAAUAAUAGUUACAGUUUGCUUUUGUCACAUUUAGGUAGCCGGAAUGGUGGCAUUCUAUAUUGUCACAAAAGGUAAACAUCCCUUUGGAGAAGGACGAUACCGACUUGGCAACUUACUUGAUGGUAAACCAGUUGGCUUGGAUACGCUGAAAGAUCCUGUCUUGAAAGAUUUGUUAUCCUGGAUGCUGAGCCACAACCCAGAAGAUAGACCAUUGGCUGAAGAGGCGCUGAAACACCCUUACCUUCAGUCCACGGAACAAAAGUUUGAAAUGCUUUGCAAAAUGGGAAACCAACAAGAGAUUAAGGCAGGCGACAACAACUCAGAUGUCGUACGAGAGUUGAAUAACGACCUAACAGAUUGGAAAAGUCGGAUGAGACCUGAUGUUCUGAAGUAUUUAUGUACUGAUUUCAUGAACGGAAAACCAAAAACAUUUUUUUAUAAGUCGUCGUGGACGGAGUGUUUACGACUUAUCCGAAAUGUCAACCAACACUGGCAUGACCGACCACGUCAACUGCCUCAACCCGAAGCAUUCUAUGUAGUGGGCGAUCCCCAGGAGUACUUCCUUAACCUCUUCCCCAACCUUCCUGUCGAGGUUCACAGAAUUGUCAGGUCAUGUGAUUGGAAAAAACGACCUGACCUUAAGGAGUACUUCGUAUAAGAUACAAUAUGUGGUUUGUGUGCGCAUAAACUAAUCUGAGAAGUUUUUUCGGACGGUAAAAACACUGAUAUAAAACUAGAGCUGAUAGUGCAUCUGCUGAGCAUAAAUAAAACCAAUGGCGGCCAUAUUGUUGUGACCACCACAAAUCUACUGCGCCUGUGGUGGUGUUGACAUGUUAGAAGGGCGGUCCCAACAUUUUCUAGUUAUUGGUGUCAUGCAAAAGGACAGUAUAGUGCUUAAAACUUUCUAAAACUCUUUAUAAAAGGUAUAUAGCAAGCUAUAUGUCUAUAAGUCAUAUUACACACGGUAUUUGUUUCUUAUAUUAAAACCAAUUUGAACACGUAACGAUUCGAUUUUUAGUGGUUAUUCCACAUUUAAAAAUGUUUCCUCAUUAAUUGAAAAUAUUCUGUCUUCAAAAUUGACUCAGUGAAUUCAAAAGCAUACUGACUCUAUCCAGAUUUUAGAUCAGUGGAGUAAACAAGGGUCGUGUGGGUUGGGGGGGGGAGGGGGGGUCGAGUAAUUCAAAUAAUAAUAGUCAUACUAGUAAUCGACUCCUAGUCACUACUAUUAGAUCAGUGUUCCUAGUAGUGGCUUUAGUGUUACUAUAGUGUCAAUCAUUAUGUAAAUUAUAUUUACCUUAAUUCAUCUGUUAUAAUUGACAUAAUUUCACUAACUUCAGUCAGGAUAAUGUUUAUAUUGUUAAUGUUAUCUUGAGUUCAAUAUUUAUGUAACCUCAUUAGCCAUUAUGAUUACUUAGUUAUAUGCAAUUUUGCACGCAAUAAUAAUAUUUUACUGAAAUCACAUUAAAACUAAAUCACAUUAAAACUGACAAAAUUUGUCUCUCCUUCAUUGUUGACAAUAUAAAUCACAUAUACUUGCAUAAUGCUUUGUGAAACAAACGUUUAGAACUCUUUACAUUUGACGACUUACAACAUAUAUGUGGUAUGUUGACAUAUACAGGGCCGCCGAGAGGGGG